Molecule: messenger RNA, 2681 nt
Organism: Tuber aestivum (summer truffle)
Lineage: Eukaryota; Fungi; Ascomycota; Pezizomycetes; Pezizales; Tuberaceae
Source: the annotation of a GenBank genome assembly
GCCUACCCUCCCCCCAUCCAUUUCCGAAACGUAGUUUGCUCUCUCAUGUUCCACCCUAUCUUACCCUCUCUCCCCUACCGGUACCCACUCCACCGGUCAUACUUAAACACUUUCCUCCCCCCCUCCACGCCAGCCCGGUUUUGCCUUCUCCCCUCCAAUUCUUGUCCCCCACCGCUUUACCUUCCUCGCCCUUUCCCCCUCCCUUCUCCUUUCCUUUCUCUUUCCACUCACGCAGUGGGACGGAGGUGAUCCAGCAGAACAAAAAUCAAACAAAAAAAACCCCAGACGGAAGCGUUGGAUAUCGAGUUAGUAAUUGCCAAUCAUGUCUGCCGAGAAGGAGACAGUUCCCGCCUAUUCUCCCUCCGAAACCGGGGAGACUGGAACAACUUCACCGCCAUCAAGGGGAUUUUUUCAAGAUAUUAUUGAUGGGUUCAAGCCUCACCCUGUUCACGUCGCUAGGAAGAGGGCCGCGGCUGCUGAUGCCGGCCGCUUUGAUGUUGAGCAGGCCGCAUUGAAUGUUGCCGAGUCUCCACUUUCGAGGAAGCUGAAGGGAAGGCAUUUGCAGAUGAUUGCUAUUGGGGGUUCCAUCGGCACUGGUCUUUUCGUUGGCUCUGGCAGUGCCCUGAGCACUGGUGGACCCGCCUCACUGCUUAUUGCUUUCCUUCUCAUUGGUGCCAUGUUGUUCUGUGUGGUCCAUGCUCUUGGUGAAAUGGCCGUCUUGUUCCCGGUUGCUGGUUCUUUCGCUGCCUACUCUACCAGAUUUUUGGAUCCGGCUUGGGGUUUUGCUAUGGGAUGGAAGUGAGAAUUAUCCCUGCUUCCUGUUUUCUAAUCAAGUACUGUAUGCUUUUUCUAACGGUUUCUGGAAAUUUAGUUACGCGAUGCAAUGGCUUAUCGUCUUACCACUCGAGAUUGUCGCUGCUACAAUUACUAUCGAAUACUGGGACUCUCCCGUCAAUAAGGCUGUUUGGGUCACUCUCUUCUGGCUUUUGAUUGUCGCCAUCAAUUUAUUCGGGGUCAAGGGUUAUGGUGAAGCAGAAUUUGUUUUCUCCCUCAUUAAGAUUCUGGCCGUCAUCGGUUUCAUGUAUGAUAUCUCAUACACCCCAAAAAUUUUCCACUUGGCGAUAGUGUGCUAGGACUAAUUAGUUGCAGUAUCCUCGGCAUCAUCAUCAACUGCGGAGGUGUCCCGGACCGUGGAUACAUUGGAGGCGCGUACUGGACAGAUCCCGGAGCGUUCAAUCACGGAUUCAAAGGCCUCUGCAGUGUGUUUGUUACUGCAGCUUUUGCCUUCGCGGGUACCGAAUUGGUCGGUCUUGCCGCUGCCGAAACAGCCAAUCCCCGCAAGUCCCUACCCACCGCCGUCAAGCAGGUUUUCUGGCGUAUCACUCUCUUCUACAUUGUCUCCCUUACCCUCAUUGGGUUGCUCGUUAAGUACACCGACGAGCGUCUCCUCAGUGGAAGCUCGGGCGCUGAUGCAAAGGCAUCCCCUUUCGUCAUUGCCAUUAACGAUGCCGGAAUUAAAGUCCUCCCCUCGAUCAUGAACGUUGUUAUCAUGAUUGCUGUCCUUUCCGUCGGCAAUUCCUCCGUCUACGGUUCUUCGCGUACGCUUGCUGCUCUGGCCGAACAGGGCCAGGCGCCCCGUAUUUUUGCCUUCAUUGAUCGCCAUGGUCGUCCCAUGGUUGGUAUUGGGCUUUCGGCUGUUCUCGGUCUCCUUAGUUACCUCGCAGCCUCGGAUAAGCAGGGCGAAGCAUUCACCUGGAUGUUGGCUAUUUCUGGACUGUCCUCGAUCUUCACCUGGGGAUCCAUCUGUCUCGCACACAUUCGUUUCCGUCACGGAUGGAAGAAGCAAGGUCACACUCUCAGUGAGCUGGCAUACAUCUCGCAACCCGGAUACAUUGGAUCGUGGCUGGGGUUCAUCCUCAACUGCCUUGUUCUCGUCGCUCAAUUCUGGGUCGCCGUCUGGCCCAUUGGUAAACAGCCCAGCGCUCGCGGAUUUUUCUCCGUUUACCUUGCUGUUCCUAUCGUUCUCUCCUUUUACAUCUCCUACAAGCUUUACUUCAAGACUCCGUUUGUCCGUUCGAUGGACAUGGACCUCGUCACUGGGCGCAGGGAACUUGACCUUGAGAGAAUCCUUGCGGAUGAACGCGCGGAGAGAGCCUCCUGGCCUGCGUGGAAGAGAUAGUAGGUUUCCUUAAAAUACCAUUCUUUAUUCCCCUCAUCAAGACACAGUUAAGCUAACAAUACGUCACAGUUACAAACUCUUCUGCUAAAAUGGCCCAGCAUUGCUUUUGCUCUUGUUUCUUUUAUUUUUUUUCUCUCCCAUUUUCCCUUCACCUUUAAUAACAAUUUCAUUUUGGUUUAGCUUGCCCCCAAAAUUUUCUUCUCAUCCUUCAUACCUGUUUUUCGGGCUCGGAGUUUUUUUUGUGUUUUUCAGACGCUGCUGUGUUGUGCUGUGUUGAAUAACCAUAUCCAGGUUUUCUCCACCCACCAUAGACUUAAACGAAGAGAAGAUGGUGGAAGGAAGGAACGAUGUAACGAAAGCAAGAACGAAAAAAAAAGAAAAAAAUGCUCCGCAAAGUCAAAUCCUGUCAUUGCUUAUUUUGUUUUAUGGAAUGGUUGAGGUGAAGAGAUUCUAGAGCGGAGUGGAGUUAAACGGGGAACUAAUCUAUUUACGCUAUGAUAUU